This is a messenger RNA of Caenorhabditis auriculariae, 711 nucleotides long. The record is from the annotation of a GenBank genome assembly. NCBI's taxonomy places the organism in Eukaryota, Metazoa, Nematoda, Chromadorea, Rhabditida, Rhabditidae.
AUGAACUCCACCAUCGAGCACAACACCCAGUGGGACUGGCCCUUGCAGCCAGGCGACGGCGUUGUUACCGUGAGUUUUUUCUAUUCUUCUAUUUAUACAUGGGAAAAUUCGGUUGGUCAUCAACCAAAUCCGCUAUUUAUCCGAGCCUAAGGGAGAAUACAAAAGUUCAAUUUAUUUAAAUGUUAAUUUUCUUUAAUUUUUUUUUCUCAGAAAUAUAGAAUUUUCAAACUUUGGGUCUCUCUGAUCCAUAUAAAGAUUUUCAAGCUCUACCCCUAGUUUUUUUUUUGAACCACGAAUCCUUGCAUGGCUUUAAAGUGAGCCGACAAAAAUAAAACGAAAUAUCAGCACGAUAAUAAAAUAGGUUUUCUUUUCCAUGUUUUAUGGAUAGAAUCUUGUUUUAUCAUCCUUAAAAAAGGUUUUCGACGACGACUACCACUUCGAAGUGGGGCUUGAGGCGCACUGCUUUACUCCCAAAGAGAUAGAAGUGAAAGCGAUCGGCGAAGUCCUGGAGAUCCAUCUGGAACACAAGGCGCGCGAGGAUCAGCUCGGAAACGUCAGCCGAAGCAUCACGAGGCCAUUUUCGUCUCUCUUCUCAAGAACUCGGGGUCUUUCAGAUGCUACAAGUUGCCGAAGAAUGUGGACAUGAAAUCAAUCAAGAGCAACCUCGACAACCAAGGCGUUCUCCACAUUCGAGGAAAGAAAACCCAUUAG